CUAAUUCUCUGCAAGAUACACAAAAAGCACUCACACAUAUAGGCUGAUUUUCCCUUCACGUUGAAAGAAAAGCAGUCUGAAAUUUUACUUCGCAAAUUCUUCAAAUCAAAAAAAGAGGAACAAGAGUCAGUUUGGCUUCAAGUUCUCAAAGACACACAAAAAGCACUCACGCAUAUCGGCUGAUUUUCCGUUCACGUUGAAAGAAAAGCAGUCUGAAAUUUUACUUUACAAAUUCUUCAAAGCAAAAAAAGAGGAACAAGAGUCAGUUUGGCUUCAGAAACCCAAUGUGUACAUUUACGAAUGGGGAUUGGGAAUGCGCAGAAGGACAGAUCAUUUGAUAGUUGGAGGAAGCAGGUUAUUCUUGGGAAGAAAUAAAAAUUGCGGAUUCUGUUUGAGAUUGAUGAGGAAUACGAAUUACUACACACUAUUUGUAGCAGCUGCAACAAGCAAAGAGGAUGGGGGCGAGGAAUUUGUGAAGAUGAUGAGAGAAGCUCAGCCAUACUUUGUUGCACAUAGAGGAAGCAUAUUCGUCCUCCUCCUUUCUGCAGAGAUCAUUGAUAGCACCUUCUUGUCCUCCAUUCUUGAGGACAUCUCCCUCCUUCAUGGUCUGGGAAUCAAGUUUGUUCUUGUACCAGGAACUCAUGUUCAGAUUGACCGGCUUCUCGCUGAAAGGGGAAGUGAGCCCAAGUACGUAGGCCGCUACAGAAUUACAGAUCCUGAUUCACUCAAUGCGGCUAUGGAUUCAUCUGGAAGAAUUCGUCUUAUGAUAGAGGCAAAGUUGUCUCCUGGCCCUUCAUUGACUGGUGUCCGCCGGCACGGAGAAAAUAGUCGCUGGCAUGAUAGUGUCGGUGUUGCCAGUGGUAAUUUUCUAGCAGCAAAGAAAAGAGGAGUUGUGGAAGGAAUCGAAUAUGCUUCAACAGGUGAAGUAAAGAAGGUAGAUGUUUCUCGAAUUCGUGAGAGGCUUGAUCAGGAUUGCAUUGUGCUAUUAAGCAAUCUUGCUUAUUCCAGCUCUGGAGAAGUAUUAAACUGCAACACAUACGAAGUUGCGACAGCUUGUGCCUUGGCUCUAGGAGCAGAAAAACUAAUUUGUAUCAUAGACGGCCCAAUUCUUGAUGAGUCUGGCCGUCUUAUCAGCUUCUUAACUCUUGAAGAUGCUGAUAUGUUGGUCCGCAAAAGAGCUGAGCAAAGUGAGACUGCUGCUAAUUACGUAAAAGCUGUUAGUCAGGAGGACUUCAAUCAUUUUGGUUACAAUGAUUCCAAUGGAUCACUCCUUUCCCAAAAUGGCAAUGAUUAUAGCCGAAGAUACAAUCCUACAUUUCAAAAUGGCAUUGGUUUUGACAGUGGAAACGGGCUUUGGUCUAGUGAACAAGGUUUUGCAAUUGGAGGACAAGAGAAACUAAGUAGAUCAAAUGGUUAUCUCUCAGAGUUAGCUGCUGCUGCUUUUGUUUGCCGAGGAGGUGUUCAAAGAGUGCACCUGUUGGAUGGCACUAUUGGUGGAGUUUUACUGAAGGAAUUGUUCCAAAGAGAUGGAGUUGGGACAAUGGUUGCUAGCGAUCUUUAUGAAGGAGCACGGAUGGCCAAGGUGUCGGAUAUUCCUGGAAUAAAGCAGUUAUUACAGCCGCUAGAAGAGUCUGGAACAUUGAUCAGAAGGACUGAGGAAGAGCUAGUGGAAGCGUUGCAUUCAUUCAUUGUUGUGGAGAGAGAGGGACACAUUAUAGCUUGUGCAGCGCUCUUUCCUUACUUUGAAGAAAAAUGUGGUGAGGUUGCUGCCAUUGCUGUUUCUCCUGAUUGUCGUGGCCAAGGACAGGGAGACAAGUUACUUGAUUACAUUGAGAAGAAGGCGUCUUCCCUUGGAUUGCAAAUGCUAUUCCUACUAACAACUCGCACAGCUGAUUGGUUUGUGAGACGUGGCUUUUCCGAAUGUUCCAUCGAUCAUAUACCAGAGCAAAGAAGGAAAAAGAUCAAUCUCGCCCGUAGAUCAAAGUAUUACAUGAAAAAGCUGCUACCUGAUAAGAGUGGUAUACGUAUUGAUUGCACUUUAGCAUAGGAAUUGAAGGUUUUUCUUCUGCCAGUGUACAAGCUCUGCAACAAAGCUCAUAUUUAGUGGAGUAAGUGGAUAAUCCUUACGUCCAAUACAGUCUAGUAGUAUUAUAGAAGUCUCACACAAAAAGAGUAGGCUCAUUUCUCACCGUCCUCUUCUCCGCUCCUACUACUGUGAUCAAUUUUGAUCUAAAUGUAUGGUAGUUAUUGUAUAGGUCCAAAUUUGGUCGACCACGACUACUGUCAAAUAUGACAAAAGAUGAGGUCUUCACAGCAUGACGUCCUUGUAUAGGUCCAAAUUUGGACGACCACGACCAUUGACGAAUACGAUAAACGACGAGAUCUUCGUAGCUCGACGUCCUGUGGAGGACGACAGAGAAGCAAACAAAGACUGCAUGACUUUUACAGUAGUGUAGGCCCAACAGGGGGCACUAGGAAUAUUCUUUCGAAUAUUCCCUAUGGUAUGUCUUCUAGGUUCAGAAGGGAUUUGUCUCUUAUAUAUAGCAGGAAAACAACCUUGUAAGAGGGAUUUUUUUGCUUUUUUAGCUAAGAACGUAACACUUUUCUACAUAAACGAUUCGCAUCCUUAAUGUUCGAUCACUCAUCUGGGCAAGAUCAAGAAAUAUUGUCCACUGUGUUCAUCUUUUA
Messenger RNA from Nicotiana tabacum (common tobacco), 2688 nucleotides. RefSeq names its product putative amino-acid acetyltransferase NAGS1, chloroplastic. Gene Ontology annotation, cellular component: cytoplasm. NCBI's taxonomy places the organism in Eukaryota, Viridiplantae, Streptophyta, Magnoliopsida, Solanales, Solanaceae. The record is from RefSeq and is a predicted model, not a curated record. Gene Ontology annotation, biological process: L-arginine biosynthetic process. Gene Ontology annotation, molecular function: L-glutamate N-acetyltransferase activity, acting on acetyl-CoA as donor.